UAACGCUUACGUACAUAUACAAGACCAAAGGCUUAAUUAAACGUUUGUACAUGUUUUUUACAGCCAAUGGAGGGUGGAGUCAUUGGGGAAGGUUUGGUGAUUGUUCCGUGACGUGUGGUCAUGGAACCAUGAUUAGAACACGGACAUGUACACAUCCUGCGCCUGCACACGGUGGAGCUGAUUGCGUGGGCUCUCCAACUCAACAAUAUAGAUGUGUAAAGACCCAUUACUGUCCAACCAAUGGAGGGUGGAGUCAUUGGGGAAGUUUUGGUGAUUGUUCCGUGACGUGUGGUCAUGGAACCAUGAUUAGAACACGGACAUGUACACAUCCUGCGCCUGCGCACGGUGGAGCUGAUUGCAUGGGCUCUCCCACCGACUGUAACAAAUGUGUAAAGACCCAUUACUGUCCAAUUGAUGGAGGUUGGAGUGGGUGGAGUGCAUUUGGCCAUUGUUCAGUAACGUGUGGAAAUGGUUACAAAACCAGAACGAGGUCAUGCUCAAAUCCUGCGCCUGAUCAUGACGGAGCUGAUUGUCACGGUGAUGCCCUUAACACGCACAUCUGCAGAGAGCAUCAUUGUCCAAUCAAUGGUGGUUGGAGCGCUUGGAACAUUUGGAGUAAAUGUUCUGUUACGUGUGGGACAGGAACGAUAUACAGAUCUAGAACGUGCACACACCCUGCACCUGAGCACGGAGGCGUUAAUUGUGUCGGACAACCAACUGAGUAUAAAGAAUGCGUAUUUCACCAUACGCGUCAUUGUCCAGUGGACGGUGGCUGGAGUCAGUGGAGCACGUCGAGUCUGUGUACAGCGACUUGUGGUGGAGGGACACGGAUCAGAACGCGCACAUGUACUCAGCCUCGUCCUGAGUAUGGCGGAGAUCAAUGUAUGGGAUUCCCUAACGAAACGCUGAGAUGUGCCCAACAGGAUUGUCCAGUGGAUGGACAGUGGAGCGCGUGGAGUCGGUACAGUGACUGCACAACAACAUGUGGAGUUGGAACAAAAACACGAUAUAGGUCAUGUUCAAACCCUGCACCACUGAACGGAGGAAAGUUUUGUUCCGGACUUAAAUCAGAGAUUGACCAGUGUAACAUUGCACCAUGCCCAGUGGACGGAGGCUGGGGUAGCUGGAGUAGUUACAGUCGCUGUUCUGUGACAUGUGGUGUAGGAAUACAGCAAAAGCAAAGAACCUGCACAGAACCUGCACCUGCUCAUGGUGGCACUUCGUGUGUCGGCGAAUCUGUAGUCAGUAGAAAUUGUACACAAGUUGAUUGUCCAGUUGACGGUCAUUGGGGUGAAUGGAGCUUAUUUGGAUCCUGUAGUACAACAUGUGGAAACGGAAUACAAACACGUCACAGGAACUGUUCACAACCAGCGCCAUCUAGAGGAGGAAUGCCAUGUACUGGGGAUAGCACAGAAGCUGUACAUUGUCAAAUAAAACAGUGUCCUGCGCCCACCACAAAUAAGUGGGUGACGCUACCUUCAGAACGAGCCACAGUACCAACAACAACUAAGUGGGUGACGCUACCUUUGGAUCACACCAGACAGUUUGUAACUAUCAAGAAAAAGAGAAGUUAUCAACAUUUGAACUUGGAAUCUGGUAAUCUGAAAUAAAUGUUUUAAAAA
Messenger RNA from Ostrea edulis (European flat oyster), 1622 nucleotides. Its product is annotated as coadhesin-like. The transcript is spliced from 10 exons. The coding region runs from base 51 to 1610 and encodes 519 amino acids. The record is from RefSeq and is a predicted model, not a curated record. Lineage: Eukaryota; Metazoa; Mollusca; Bivalvia; Ostreida; Ostreidae.